CAUGGGUGAUGACCAUACAUAUCUGGACGAACUAGGUGGACCAUAAAGCGGAGAUGACUCCGCCAUUCCGAACAGGGUAGCGGACGUCCACGGCUUGUCUCGGCAGCCCCCAGUCAGUAUUUCGCCAAUUUCUACCCCCCAACUUGAGGCAAAGUUCGGGCUUGCAGCUCGGGCAAGUCCGGCGAUGAAGGGUCUAGAUGUGCGAGUUUUACUGCUUAUACCAAGUGUGUCUAGAUUGAGCCUAUCCGCCGCAGAUGGUAAAGCGAAGGUGUUGCUAAGUCUCUGGGUGUGCUCAUGCAAUUCAAAUCUGUUCGGCAUAGUUGGAAUCUUAUCUAAGGACGUUGGCAUGCAGGUUGUAAGAAAAAAGAACGCACACUUCAACAUAAUAAGACGUCGGACUAACAACAAAAAGGUAUAGUUACUCAGCACCUACAGAUAUCC
This is a messenger RNA of Colletotrichum navitas, 441 nucleotides long. RefSeq lists its product as uncharacterized. The transcript has a single exon. Bases 185 to 418 code for a protein of 77 amino acids. Lineage: Eukaryota; Fungi; Ascomycota; Sordariomycetes; Glomerellales; Glomerellaceae. The record is from RefSeq and is a predicted model, not a curated record.